UUAUUUGUAUAAUUUUCCCAAACAAUACACUUUGAUAAAUUAUGUUUAAUGAAUUAUUAAAAACACGGUCAGUUUUGUUUCAAAUUUCAGAAAAAAAACGCGCCUUGAUAUGAUACAAAGGAAUAAUAUGAAACUUUAUUGUUGCCUAGUAUGUCAUGACUUUGUUUCAAUUUUAUUAAAUAAUAACAAAAAAUUCAUCCGCAAACGUAUAAAAACUGGAGAAAAUUUAUUAUUAAACUAUAAAACAUACAACUUCUGGCAAGUACAGAUAAUAAGAGUUCAAAAACAAUGCCCAAGAAAUUUCAAGGAGAAAAUAGCAAAGCAUCUGCUGCACGUGCAAGAAAAACUGCCAGUAAAGAAGCUGAAACAGCUAAAAAGCAAAAGGAUUUAGAAGACGCUUAUUGGAAGGAAGAUGACAAACAUAUCCUUCGUAAACAGCAAAGGAAGGAAGAGCAAGAACGCAGAAAACAAGAACAAUUAGAAAAGAAAGCUGAAAAGAAGGCAUUAUUGGAGAAAGAACAAGCAUCUCUAAGUAAAAUUAGUGCCAAAGUUAUUCCACCUUCUAAAAUUACUAGAGCACAAAUUUCUGAGAAAAUAUCACAGCCUCAACCACUAAAGAAAGAAAAGGAGAAGAUCGAUACACAUUUAGACGUUCCUCUAGAAGAAAACAUCAACAGAUUAACUAUAGAUGGUGAAGAAGCUAGAACUAUUGAUGAAGCUAUAAAAGUUUUGGGAGGAAAAGACGACGCUGAUAAACAUCCAGAGAAACGUAUGAAGGCUGCAUACAAUGCAUUUGAAGAAAGAAGAUUAAAAGAACUUAAGGAUGAAAAUCCAACACUACGCCUAUCACAACUAAAACAACUUGUAUUCAAAGAAUGGCAGAAAUCUCCUGAAAAUCCUUUGAAUAAAGCCUAGUCAAAACAUUACAUUUGUAAUGUUACGUAUAUAAAAUUCAUGUAGUUAUAUUGACUAUAAUAUAUGCAUUAUUCAACUAAUAAAAGGUUUUUCUAACUUAA
Molecule: messenger RNA, 1016 nt
Organism: Agrilus planipennis (emerald ash borer)
Lineage: Eukaryota; Metazoa; Arthropoda; Insecta; Coleoptera; Buprestidae
Product: coiled-coil domain-containing protein 124
Exons: 4
Coding region: 289-915 (208 amino acids)
Biological process (GO): transcription by RNA polymerase II
Cellular component (GO): nucleus
Molecular function (GO): transcription coactivator activity
Source: RefSeq, a predicted model, not a curated record